Messenger RNA from Corvus hawaiiensis (hawaiian crow), 2284 nucleotides. RefSeq lists its product as uncharacterized. Lineage: Eukaryota; Metazoa; Chordata; Aves; Passeriformes; Corvidae. The record is from RefSeq and is a predicted model, not a curated record. The transcript has a single exon. The coding region runs from base 1 to 1581 and encodes 526 amino acids.
AUGACUGAAAACCCUAGUGCAAAAGUUAAAGCCGCGUUUUAUGCUCUGCUAGCAAAACACAAUGCCCGGCCCUCUCCGGGAGGGGAAGAAUGGGCUCAAAAUAACUGGUUUAAUUUGGAUAAUGUAACUGAUAGAGUAUGUUCUUUACAACAUGAGACUAGAUUUAAAUUUGGCCGAAAUAAAACCAUAAUCUGCUCUGUUUUAGGGGCAUGCUUUGCGGCAGCUAUAGAUCAUCACUUAAAGCGAUGUACUGAGGAGAAAGCAAUCAUAGAUUCACUUCAAAACCUAGUGGAGAUUUUACAGAAACAAUUAGAUGAAGAGAAGAAUAAAAAUCAUUUGCUAGAGACUGCUUUAAAAGAGGAAUAUUUUAAGAAUUCACAGAAUACUGACUCACCAAAAGAGACAGAGGAAAAGGAAACUCCUCACAUUAACCAAAUAUACCCCCAGAAAGAACUAAUACUAGUAAAAAAUUGUGGGGAAAACUGCUGCCCUCGUAUAAGACCUCUGAUUAAAACAGAAUAUAAUUAUAUCAAUGAUGAAGAUCUUGAACCGCAUAUCACCACUAAACAAAUACCAUACACUGCUGUUGAAUUGGCCAGGUUAAAAAAGGAGUAUGGGUGGCUCCCCCAUGAAUCUGAGACGGAAUAUGUUUUCCGAGUGUCCCUCACUGGAGGAGACCAAAUUCAAUUAACUGAACAGGAGGCCAGUGGAUACUGGGGACAUGGAGUUUUCUUGACAACAGGAGACAAACGUGGCACAUGGUCCCUGACUCAGCGUGCAGCUUUCUGGGCCGGGGGACUCAAUCCUUUAGAAAGGGGAGACCCUUUAGCUAUAGUUGGUACCCCCGAUCAACUUCUAGAAAGCGUCCACAAAGCCGCCUGUCUGCAAAUGAUCCAUGAAAGGAAAUUAACUCCUGGAUAUGAAUCCCCCAUGCAAUUACCUGUGAAACCUGAACUGAUGACCCCUUUAAUCCGAGGUCUUCCAGAAUCACUCAAACCUACAGCAACUGUCCUUCAAAAAACCAUAGCAGCUGUAGGCCCCAUAGAUAGGCUGAAUAGAUUCCUUGGAAACCCGAGCGACCAAACUGGAUCUACCGAUCCUGGGUUUACUCCAUAUUCAACCCCCUCUCAGCCGCCAGGUUCACAAUCGAAUUCACCUGCCGGUGAUCGCAAAGUUUGGACAUGGAGUGAGGUUGCAGAAGAUCUGAUUAAUUACAGUAGGAAAUAUGGACCUAUAAAAAUCCCAGAGGAAAAAUCAGACAAAACAAAAGGUGUCAGGUACAUUAGGGCUCCUCAUAGUGAAAAACCAGAGAAUGUAAAACAGAUCCCUAAGCGUCAGUAUUGGUGGUUAUUAGGUAUCAAAAAGGGGGUCCCCAGAGAUAUGAUGGAUGGCUUACCCCCUGAUAAAUUGAGUAAGGUAGUGUCUAACUGGCACUGCCGAAAACCCAUUCUACCGAAUCCGUCACUUCAACCCAGUGCACCCCUCCUCCCUCAGAAUCUGGGCAGUGAGUCAAAGCAACCUCUCCCUCAAAGUCUGUGCAGUGAGCCAAAACGACCUCUCCCUCAAAACCAGGGAAACUAGACCCUCCGUCUCUUGUCAGUGGGCGAAGAGACGGAGCAUGGAUAUACCUGAGAAUGCUCACUAAAAAUAAAACAGGAGAUAUAAUGAUCACAGCUAUUACAGGCCCUAAACGGGCACCUGUAACUUUUCUGAUUGACACUGGGGCACAAAUUUCUGCGCUGACAAAGAAAGAUGCCCAGAGGUGUGGAAUUGUUCCAACAAAGAACCAAUAUUGUGUUUUAAAUGCCUUGGGAACGCUCUCACUACAGGGACCAAAUGAUCCUAAGAAUCCUGCACACUACCCUGGACAACCUGUUUUGGUAGACCUUCCUACUGUAGGAGAAGUACCACUAGUGCUAAAAAGCCCUCUGAAUAAAUAUGCAUGGGUAGCCUCUGAUGCCCUAGGGAGAGAGCAUCGGAUACAUACAUGCUGCAUAAUUCCAUCAUUCUAAUUUUCUGCCUUUGGUGGCAGACUCUGUUGUGUUUGCUUUUCACAGAAGAACUCCGAGGGACAUGAAGAAUCCGGCAUGGUCCCUCAAACAAGUUAAAUUGCUGAUGCAAAACAAUGUCUCAGAAGUUCAGCCAGCUUGUUCACCUUUUCUGCAAACUUCCUUCGAGGGGUGGACAACCUGGUUGCAAAAGCGGAACCCUUCUAAGAAACGAACGCAAAGAGACAUAACCGGUGUUAUGGGAACAGGAUUGGGAAUCUUAAAUAGUAUUGAUU